AUGCAAGGAUACCGCUCUUUUCCUUUGGAAAGUGCUGAGUCGCAGGUUUCAGACGUGCUGAGGGGCACCCAGCUGUGCGCGGUGCUGGCGCACCUGCGCGCCCAGCCCUUCCCCUGCCCACACACCUGCAGCUGUACCUUCCGGGACGCCGCCCAGUGCUCCGGCGGCGGCGUGUCGCGCGUUGCAGCGCUCGGCCUGCCCACCAACCUCACGCACCUCCUGCUUUUCCAAAUGGGCCCCAGCACCUUGCAGAAUCACAGCUUCAGGGGCAUGACGGUACUGCAGCGCCCGAUACUGUUAGAUAGCAACAUUUCCGCCAUCGCCCCUGGCACCUUCAAUGACCUGAUAAAACUAAAAACCCUGAGGUUGUCUCACAACAAGAUCACUCAUCUUCCAGGCGCGCUCUUGGAUAAGAUGGUGCUCCUGGAACAGUUGUUUUUGAACCACAAUGAGCUACAGGGCAUUGACCAAAACAUGUUUCAAAAACUGGUUAACCUGCAGGAGCUCUCUUUAAAGCACAGUCAACUCGUUUUCCUUCCUGUUAGCCUCUUCACACAUCUGGGGAACCUGAGAUUGUUGGAUUUAUCGGAAAACAAUUUAACUCACCUGCCCAAGGGAUUGCUGGGGGCACAGGCUAAGCUUGGGAAACUUCUGCUGUACUCGAACCAGCUCGUCUCUCUGGAUUCCAGGCUAUUCGAUAGUCUGCGCACCCUGAUUGAGCUGCGGCUCGACGGAAACCGCAUCCGUUCUAUAGCGCCCAGGACCUUCGACCUGCUCCGCAACCUGAGCCGUCUGACUCUUUCCAGAAACCAGCUCGAGUUCCUGCUCUCUGCACUCUUCCUCCAUUUGCACAAUUUGAACUUCUUGACACUGUUCGAGAACCCGCUGGAAGAGCUCCCGCAGGUGCUCUUCGGGGAGAUGGCGGGCCUGCAGGGGCUGUGGCUAAACGGCACGCCGUUGCGCACCCUGCCCGCCGCCGUCUUCAGCAACUUGAGCCGCUUGUGAGUGUUAGAGGUGACCCUGAACCCGCGCGUGAGCGCGCUCCCAGGGGGCGCGUUCCGCGGCCUCGGCGAGCUCCGGGUGCUCGCCUUGCACUCCAACAGUCUGGCCUCCCUCCCCGACGGCCUGCUGCGCGGCCUCGGCCAGUUGCGCCAAGUGCCGCUGCGCCGCAACAAGCUGCGGGCCCUGCCCCGCACGCUCUUCCGCGACCUCCGGAACCUCGCAGAGGUCCAGCUUGACCAUAACCAGCUGGAGACCAUCCCUGGCGACGUCUUUGGGGCUCUGCCCCGGCUGGAGGAGGUCCGGCUGGGGCACAAUCCCUGGCGCUGCGACUGCGGCCUGCCGCCGUUCCUGGUGUGGCUACAACACCCGGGCCGCGUGGGCAAAGCCGAGCCCCUGCAGCGCCAGGGCCCAGCGCAGCGCGCUGGCCUGCCGCUCCAGGCGCUGCAGGACAGCGAUCUGGGGUGCCCGAGCACCCGAGGCCCGCCUCCCCUCUCUCCCUCUCCCGCUCCGCCCCGGCCGGCGCUGCCUGCGGCCCGCGACCCCCCAGCCUUGGUGCCUAGUAGCUCAGAACCCUGGGCGUGGGCCCAGCAUGAGGCCGAGGGCAACGGUCAAGACCAUAGCCUGUUCUGGGGGUUUUAUUUUCUGCUUGCUACUCAGGCCGUAAUUACCGGGAUCAUUGUGUUUGCUAUGAUUAAACUCGGCCGGCUCUUUCGAAAAUUAAUCAGAGAGAGAGCUCUUGUUUGAGUCAAUGGGAAAACCUUCCAAUUAAUUAAAACGUGA
This is a messenger RNA of Pteronotus mesoamericanus, 1782 nucleotides long. It is a transcript of the gene GP5, whose product is annotated as glycoprotein V platelet. The record is from RefSeq and is a predicted model, not a curated record. Gene Ontology annotation, cellular component: extracellular matrix. Gene Ontology annotation, molecular function: protein binding. Lineage: Eukaryota; Metazoa; Chordata; Mammalia; Chiroptera; Mormoopidae.